Phycodurus eques (leafy seadragon) is the source of this 1143-nucleotide messenger RNA. RefSeq lists its product as uncharacterized. Lineage: Eukaryota; Metazoa; Chordata; Actinopteri; Syngnathiformes; Syngnathidae. The transcript has 6 exons. Bases 297 to 875 code for a protein of 192 amino acids. The record is from RefSeq and is a predicted model, not a curated record.
GGCGCUAAACCCGAGGACAAGUCUUUAAUCUCGUCUUUUCGCUCUUAUUUUUGUGUGCUGCACGCGUCCUUGAAUGAGAACAAUUAAAGUAAACGAUCGCCCCCGCAGUCGCAUGCGGCAGCGACCCCCGUCAGAAGAAUGUCCUUAAUAACCAGACGCGUUGAUGAUCACGAACAUAUGUUCGGGUUCAUGCCGAGACAAGUGAACAGCGGCAGGAAGAGCACGUUUCCACGGCAACACGACGCCAACCGAUUCAGCGCACAAGAGCGAGCUGGGCCUUUUCAUUUCCGUCCAAAAUGAAUUCUAAAAACCCCAAAGAUCUUACGAGUACCAACGUUCAACCGGCGAAAUCUGGCAAGUACGACGGUGAAAAAAAAGGAUACAUGCAUGGAAUCAAAGGCCAGAUAUCCCAAAUCCCUGGACUGUCCCCAAUUGUCAACACAGUCAGUGACGUGAAGAACAUUGGGAAAAGAGUUGGAGUUCUUGACAGUGAUUCGGACUAUGUCAAGCUUGCAAAACAAGGGGGCCACAAGGGACUUCUGUAUUUUGAUGACACAGUCACAUCCAAGCCCAACUCCUUUGACUCUGCAGAUGUGGUGUUGAAUGGUCCUGUAGAAGCUCUUGGCAACCUAAGUGUCCUUUGCACCAAAGAGAGAAAAAGCCCGAGAGCUGCCACACAAAGAUCACUGCCUCCUUUUUGGACAGACAAUAUGUCUGCAUGGGAGAGGGAUGUUGAUGGCAGCCCUCGCAAAGAGAAGGUCAGGUCACGGGGGCAGCAGCUCCAGCGGGGACGCCCAGACUUCCCUCUCCCCAGACACCUCAACCAGCUCUUCAUCCAGCUCUCGGGGCAUUCCGAGGCCAGCUGGGAGACAUAGUCUCUCCGCCGUGUCCUGAGUUGUCCCCGGGGUCUGCUCCCGGUGGGACUAUGCCCGGAACACCUCACUUGGGAGGCGUCGGGGAGGCAUCCGAAUCAGAUGCCUAAGCCACCUCAUCUGGCUCAUCUCAAUGCGGAGGAGCAGCGGCUCUACUCAGAGCCCCUCCCGGAUGACUGAUCUUCUCACCCUAUCUCUAAGGGAGAGUCCGGACACCCUGUGGAGAAAAACUCAUUUCGUCUGCUUGUGUCCGGGAUCUUGUUCUUUCGGU